This is a messenger RNA of Dictyostelium purpureum, 462 nucleotides long. RefSeq lists its product as uncharacterized. The annotation marks the transcript as partial. Gene Ontology annotation, molecular function: zinc ion binding. The record is from RefSeq and is a predicted model, not a curated record. NCBI's taxonomy places the organism in Eukaryota, Evosea, Eumycetozoa, Dictyosteliales, Dictyosteliaceae. The transcript has 2 exons.
AUGUCAAUAUUUGAAAUAGAGAAUAUUAUAAAUAAAAUAUUAUUACCUCAAGAAAAAGAAUUAAUAGAAUCAGAGUUUAUGUGUCAAAUAUGUAAAAAGUUAAUUUUUAAUAGAUAUGUAUAUCAGUGUAGAAUUGGUGAUUGGUAUUGCGAUAGUUGCGUUAAAUCAAAGGUAUUAAAAAAAAAAAGAUGUUCAAUAUAUGAACUAAAUAAUGCACUAAUCGAUGAAAAUAAAGAUAUUUCAGAGGAAGAUGAAAAUAGAUGUAGUCAAAAAAUUACAAUUUCAGAAUUAAAUGGACAUAUAGAAACCUGCCAAUUUAGAUUUGUUAAAUGUAAAAACCAAGGAUGUGAAAUGGAAUUAAGAUUUAAAGAUUUACAAGUCCAUAGCGAUAAAUGUGGUUAUGAAGUUAUCAUGUGUCAGUUGUGCAAUCAUGAAGUUAUCAGAUCAAAAUUAGAACAUCAU